AUGCACAACGGACCGGUCAUGGUUGUUAGGUGGGCGAGUAAUGGAAAGUGGCUAGCAAGUGGGAGCGACGAUACACUGGUCAUGAUAUGGGACUUGGACCCCAACGGUGGCGGCAAAGUCUGGGGGUCGGAUGAUAUCAACAUUGAAGGAUGGAAAGCUCUUCGUCGCUUGACGGGACAUGAGAGUGAUGUCGUCGACUGCGCUUGGGCACCAGACGAUCGCUAUCUAGCCUCGGUCGGUCUGGAUUCUCGCAUCUUCAUCUGGUGCGGCUAUACCCUAGAAUGCGUCCGACGAUUAGAUGGCCACCAAGGGUUCGUCAAGGGAGUUUGCUGGGAUCCAGUCGGAGAGUUUCUCGCGACGCAAUCAGACGACAAGUCGGUCAAAAUCUGGCGCUCGACGGAUUGGACCCUACAAGCGACUGUCACCAAGCCGUUCGAAACCAGUCCAGGAAGCGCCUUUUAUAAUCGUCUCAGUUGGUCUCCAGACGCCUCCUAUCUCUGCGCCUCCAACGCGAUGAACAACAAUGGCGCAGUCUUUGUGGCUGCCGUUAUCGAGAGAGACACCUGGAACUCCAACAUGUCGCUUGUCGGGCAUGAGAACACUGUCGAGGUAGCUGCUUACAACCCACGUCUCUUCAAAAGAGAUUCCUCCAUUCCGCUUCCAGCCAACUCCCCCGCAAAACGAUCAGUUGUGAGUGUGAGUGACCUGGUCGACGACGAACCUCCGGAGACGGUCUUUUCUGUCGUCGCCUUGGGCGCGGAUGAUCGCUCCAUCUCCGUAUGGCGGACCACCGACGCCAGACCACUCGUCGUCGCAAAAGAGGUCUUUGACCGACAAAUACUCGAUCUAGGCUGGGCUUGGGAUGGACAAAGCAUUUGGGCUUGUAGUAGUGAUGGUACUAUUGCCGUCCUAGACUUUUCAGUCUCCGAGGGAGCUCAUGGACGCAAGGGAGAAAUGGAGGGCAUCACGUCUGCACAAGAGACCAAGGAUUACAUCAAGAGCUUUGAAUUUCCAUGGCCUCCACCCGUCGAAGCAAACUAUGCAGGUUAUGCGAACGGUUACCAACCGAAUGCACAAGUUCAAUAUCAGCACAAUGCCUAUGCUCCAGCGCCGUAUCAAGACUCUGGAUAUGGCGGCUCGCGACCAGGUAUGCCAACGCCGAUGCAGUCAUCUGUUGGUGUGGGCCAUGCUCCACCGCCCAUCAACCAAGCUCAAAAAGUGACCAUGACAAAAAGUGGCAAGAAGCGCAUUCAACCGACGUUUCUUGGAGGUGGCUCGGCGGUCAUGACUAGCUCUGGCGCCAUGCCGCCUCCAGCGAGUUCGCCAAUGAAAAAUGGAUAUGCACCUUCACCGAUCGGUGCACCUGGAGAAGCCCCGCGUGGAGGGAGAGGGAUGGAUUGGGCGGCAGACAGUUACAAUCAGCCUAGCGGCAGUGGAUCUCGGAGCUCCCGGUCGGGUUCGAUGUCACGUCCAGCGGAUGGUCGUCCACCUGGACAUGGAUUCCAGCUACCUCCUGGGUCGCGGGUCCCUGGGACGGGUGAAGCGCGUGUGCUGAUGCAGCCUCCCAAUGUCAGUCCUCGGCGACAAAAUGCACCAGUGGGCGCGGGCAAUUAUCCAUAUGUUCUUGGUCUAGAGGUACCAGUGGUUCGAUCCCACGUCUCGGCGGGUCAUCCGGGCGAUUUGGUCAUUGAAGGUCGGAACCCAGAUGAGCCGAACGCACCCACGGAAAUUGUCUGCGCACACGGGUCUUCUAUCCUCUGGGCCGACUUUGUUCCCGCGAGAGUCCUCGCUGUUGUCAAAACACCUGCCCUUUACGCCGCAAGUCUGGAAGAUUCGUCUAUCAUCGUCUAUACCCCUGCUGGAAGACGUGCUAUGCCCACCCUUUCCCUCGAUGCGCCCAUCUCCAUUAUAGCCGCCGCUGGCAAAUACCUCAUGGCAAUAUGCGUUAACGGGUCUUUCCACACCUGGAACGUUCACACCCGGACCUCAACCAUACCUCCCACCUCUAUCGCCAAUCAGGUUCAUGGUGGAACCGGCGGAAUCACGCAAGCGAAAAUCUACGAAAACGGCGUGUCUCUCAUCACGCUCGCCUCUGGCACCUCGAUUGCUUGGGAUCCAGAUCUGUCCGCUUGGGUCCGACUAGCUGAAAACUGGUGGCGACAAUCCACUUCUCAGCCGCCACGAACACCGUCGAGACCAGGUCGACAAUCCGAGCCAGGCCUAUCGCCUAUCGCUGCGCAUCAUACUGGAUCAGAGGAGACGCCGUUGAGUGCUGCUCUGCGCUUGGGCGCUCUUGAGACGAGGCUGUAUGCGUCCAAGCUGCUCGGCAGUGCGGCGGAUUAUCGCGAGGUUCUCAUGACGUAUGCUGCAAAGCUUGCAGAGGAUAAUUUGGUCGAGAGAGCGGACGAGCUCGUGAGAGAGUUGUGUGGACCUGUGUUUUGGGAUCCAACGAGGCCGGAGAUGGGCACAUCAAUCAAAUGGAACCCCAAGAUUUUGGGCUUGAACAAGCGAGACUUGCUUCAAGAAGCUUUGCCGAUUCUUGCUCGUGGACGAGCACUGUCUCGCAUGGCUCAAGAUUGGCAAGUUCUCCUUGCAAGAAUCGAGACGGAGAGAAACGAAGCGUAA
Serendipita indica DSM 11827 is the source of this 2625-nucleotide messenger RNA. The record is from the annotation of a GenBank genome assembly. Lineage: Eukaryota; Fungi; Basidiomycota; Agaricomycetes; Sebacinales; Serendipitaceae.